This is a messenger RNA of Megalopta genalis, 3991 nucleotides long. RefSeq names its product dipeptidyl peptidase 9. Gene Ontology annotation, molecular function: serine-type peptidase activity; dipeptidyl-peptidase activity. The record is from RefSeq and is a predicted model, not a curated record. Lineage: Eukaryota; Metazoa; Arthropoda; Insecta; Hymenoptera; Halictidae. Gene Ontology annotation, biological process: proteolysis.
CGACAGCCCGGAAGAAUUUAAUCGGUGAAAGAAAGCUACGCGGACGAUGCAACAGCGUCUCCCGGCUAUUUUUAUCGUCACCUUCUGUCAGGGUGCGACGGCAAUCGGCGAACGUAAUCUCGAGUAAAAAGGGAAAGUCCGAUAUAUCGGAUCUGUGCGCGGCGUAUCCGCGGCGUUAUACCGCACGUGUUGCCCCGCCGUGACAAUAGGAGUCCGACCGUCGACUUUCAAACGGUGCCAAGAGACGGGGAAGGCUGUCACGCUGGCCAGUUUUCGGACAGGUUGCCGAGCAGUUUUGGCAGCGAGCGCGCCGAAAACGGAUCCGGGAGAGUCAAGGCUCGCGAAUUCGCGAAAUUAAUGUCGUGGCCCGACGAGAGAAGGGAGAGGCUGACAGUCUGGGGAGAAGGUGAAAGUGAGAACCGUCCGAAGCGGGCAUAACCUAAAAAUAAAGCUGCGGAAGCGCACGGUCGCUGGAUAGCAGAUUUCGCGGCGUAUCGCGGACACCGUCUGUCGGUUCUAGGUGAACGUCUGGAACAUGAUCGUGCCCUAGUUGUUGCUGUUUUAACGAAUGACUGCUGGGAAACGGAGAAAGUAUGGAGAUGUGCAACGUAGGGGACGACCGGACCCUGUUUGUCACAGCGCUUAACCGAAGAACUUGGUCCGAGCUCAGAGUCGUCGUCAGCGAUCUACGCAGAAAAUUGUCCGGGAUCUCUGCCGUUUCCGUGCCUGGCUGCAUCACCUUUCGAUCCCUGCCCGAUGGACGGACCAGAAUAUAUUUCCUCAGCAGCCUCAACAACAGAUGGGAGACCACUCUGCUGUACGUGGAUAUCGCCCACUUCGAUCUUGCCAACGGAUACCUUCUCCAUUGGCAACCUGUGAUAGAAGCGAAUUUUCAAACAGUGUCCAGCACUAAGAUCUUAUCGAGGGAGGAACAGUUACUAUGGGAGAGAAAAAGAUUAGUCACUUGUGGAAUUACCAGCUACGAAAUUCAUCCCGAGAGUGGGAAAUUAGUUUUCCCAGCAGCUAGUAGCCUCUAUCAAUGUAUAGAUACAGGGUUUAUGGCUGGUCCGCUUUUUCCAUCAGAAAUACGAGCUGCAACGUCCGGCGCGAAAUUGUGCCCGCAAAUUUGCCCAUGGAACAACGCGCUGAUUGCUCAUACAUGUUCGGGAGACCUGUAUCUGUCGCACAGCAUCACGGGUUCCUCUUUGAGACUGACACAUGCGAGAAAAGGUGGAAGAAACCUAACGGACGAUCCUCUUACAGCGGGCACUCCGUCUUACGUGAUGCAAGAAGAGUUCGCCAGGUACAUCGGCUAUUGGUGGCAGCCGAAAUCCGACGACGGCAUUUAUAGAAUAGUCUACGAAGAAGUCGACGAGAGCGACGUGAAAAUAUUUUGUUUCCCGUCGCCGUCGAACUCCGAGGAGAUCGAUGAGUUUCGAUUUCCGAGGGCCGGCACCCCGAACGCGAAAAGUAAUUUGAAAAUGGUGCAAUUCCGUCUCACGGAAACGCUGCAAAUAGUCAACAUCGACAUCCUGGAGCUUCAGUAUCCGCUGCACAUUAUGUUCCCUUGGAUGGAAUAUAUGGUCAGAGUGGGAUGGACGCCCGACGCGCAAUACGUCUGGGUCCAGCUGUUGGACAGAAAGCAACAAAGGCUCGAAUUAGUGUUACUAUCGAUAGACAAUUUCUCCGAACCGCCCCCGAAUGUAUAUAAUUCGGAAAAUCAGUUCACACCAUCGUCGGCGAGCGUUCAGGUGAUAUAUUCUGAGCAAAGUUCGACAUGGAUCAAUCUAAACGAUCUCCUGUAUUUCUUACCAUCCGACAAUCCGUCGGAAGUGAAGUUCCUCUGGGGUAGCGAGGAAUCCGACUAUCGGCAUCUGUAUCUGAUAACAUCUAGAAUAUCAGGCAUAAACAAUGAAGUCGAGGAGCCGUUGGACAGAAUGGACAGUGUCUUCUUGCAACCUAGGGUCACGUCCAAGGUUGCUUUAACCCAAGGGGAGUGGGAGGUGUUAGGCAGAAAGCUGUGGGUAGACGAAACCAACUCCAUUGUAUAUUUUCGAGGUUUGCGCGAAGGUCCGUUGGAGCAACACGUUUAUGCUGUUUCAUUGAAUCGGCCGUUGGAGAUAAGACUGCUUACGAGGCCCGGUUACAGUUACAACAGUAUAUAUUUCAAUAAAGAGUGCACGAUGUUAGUAACUGUAUACAGCUCCAUCAAAACUCUACCCACUUGCCAGGUGUUCAGAAUAACGCAAAAAGAUUGGACGGUGGACACUAUCUGUCUAAAUCCUGUCGGAUACCUGCUCGAGCCGUCGUCACCCGAAUCCGAGUUGUUCACCCCGGAAAUUUUCACGCAUAAAAUAUCGUCCGGCGACACGAUUUAUUCUAUGAUUUUUAAACCACACAAUUUUCAGCAGGGCGUGAAAUAUCCAACGAUUUUGAAUGUUUACGGUGGUCCCGAAGUGCAAUUAGUAUCGAACACAUUUAAGGGAAUGAGGCAUUUGAGGAUGCACAUGCUGGCUGCUCGUGGUUACUGCGUGGUGUUAAUUGAUAAUCGUGGCUCCCAUCACAGAGGUUUAGUGUUCGAGAGUUAUUUGCAACAUAAAUUAGGAACGAUCGAGUUGAGCGAUCAAGUCGAAGUAUUGACAUGGUUGGCGGAGAAAACUGGUUACAUCGAUUUGGAUCGCGUGGCACUGCACGGCUGGUCUUACGGGGGUUACUUGAGCCUUAUGGGUUUGAUACAGUACCCUGAGAUAUUUAAGUUAGCGAUCGCUGGCGCACCGGUUACGUCUUGGAACUUCUAUGAUACUGGCUAUACUGAACGUUACAUGGAUUUACCGCAGAACAAUAGAAUUGGCUACAUGGCUAGCUCGAUUUUAACGUAUGUGGAUAAAUUUCCCGAUGAAGAGAAUCGAUUGCUGAUCAUUCACGGACUGAUCGACGAGAACGUGCACUUCUUUCACACGAGUCAGUUGAUCGACGCCCUCGUCAAGUCCGGGAAACCAUAUCAACUGCAGGUCUAUCCGAACGAAAGACAUAGCCUUAGAAGCUUAGACGCCAGUAAACACUACGAGACUACGCUACUAUUUUUCUUGCAAAAUCAUUUGUGAAUUCAUUUGUUCCCGAUCGGAUAUAAAACGAUAAAACAUUGGUUAAAACAGGAUUUUAACAGGUUCAGUGUGACUGCCAUUACAAUUAUGUACAUAUAUUAAAGAAGAAAUUGAAAAUUGUUCGUCGUGACCCACGAUGUCUCGCGGUGAGAUUGCCUAAACACAAAACACUCAAUAUUUAUCUCUCGGAUGCUAUUAUAAUUUUACUGAAUGAGAAAUAUAACAGAAAGUUCAGAACGUACAUGAAGAGAUUUUUAUCAGUUAAUAUUAGUGGUAGAGAGGGAGAGAGAGAGAUAGAGGAAGAGAGGGUGAGUAAGAGAGAAAAUUGUGUCAGCAUACAUUUGACAGUGGAUCGCAUAACUUAGCAAACAUAAUCGUGCAGCCGUUUCAACAAAAUACCGUAGAGCUUUACAACGAUGAGAUUGAAUGUUAAUUUUUUAAGAAAAUGGACAAUACUCUUAACUCCUCUGUACAUAUAUACAUAUACGCGUCCCUAGAACAGCAUAAAUUUUUUUAGAAUUGUCCUCUAACUGUACUUACAAGAUAUACAUAAUAUUCGCUAGAAAUAUAUAUCUUUCUUUUGGCUGUCACUAUUUUACGUUUGACUACUUGUGUACAUACGCGCGAGCAAUCAUUCACAUUUUUACAAUAAACAUUAAUUAAAAAGUGUUUGAACCAGAUCCAAAUAUUUACACCGUUUCACCAUUGCAAAUGAAAAUCGGACACAGCCGAUUUUUCUUCAUUUUGUAUUCAGUUAGGGUUUAUUGUUAUCACGAAGGCCGGAAUAUUAACAGCAUAAAAUGAAUGGGCAUACGUCGAAAUUAUUUCAAUGUACGAUUAUAUUUCAUAUUUUAUUACUCAAAUAUACAUUACUGACCACUAGGAAA